Molecule: messenger RNA, 1101 nt
Organism: Setaria italica (foxtail millet)
Lineage: Eukaryota; Viridiplantae; Streptophyta; Magnoliopsida; Poales; Poaceae
Product: protein NRT1/ PTR FAMILY 2.13-like
Exons: 2
Biological process (GO): transmembrane transport
Cellular component (GO): plasma membrane
Molecular function (GO): transmembrane transporter activity
Source: RefSeq, a predicted model, not a curated record
AACUUCUCCGGCAUCGCGCGAGUGCUCGUUGCGUCGUGCCGCAAGUGGAGGCUCCGGAUGCCGCACCCCGACGACGCGCGGCGGCAGGAGGCGCUCCUGUACAACGGAGACCCUCCCGCCGCUGGGAACGACGGCCGCCGCGUGUUCAGGAUCCCCCUCAAGAUGAAGCUCAGCUUCCUGAACAAGGCGGCCAUCGCGACGGACGCCGCUGACGAGGUACGGCCCGACGGCUCCCUGGCGAGGCCGUGGGACCUGUGCAGCGUGCAGCAGGUGGAGGAAGCCAAGUGCAUCGUGAAAGUCAUCCCCGUGUGGAUCUCCGGGACGCUGUGGUUCACCGUGGUGGCGGAGCUGACCAACUACACGUUCCUCCAGGCGUCGACCAUGAACCUCCACAUGGGCAGGAACUUCGCCAUCCCGCCGGUCUCUAUCGCCGCCGUGUUCUACCUGGCCGUGGCGCUGUCCGUGCCCGUCUACGACCUGCUCGUCGCCCGCGCCGCGCGGCGGGUCACCAAGACCAAGGGCGGCGGCAAUGGCAUCACCUUGCUCCAGAGGCAGGGCGCCGGACUGGCGGUAGGUACGCUGGCGUUCAUGGUCGCGGCCGCCGUGGAGCGGAGGCGGCGGCGAUCCGCGCUGGCGCUUGGCGACGGCGCGUCGUCCCCGCUGCCCGUGUUCCUCCUGGCGCCGCAGCUCGCCGUGAUGGGCGUGCCGGGCGCGCUCAGUAUGGUGGGGCAGACGGAGUUCUACAACACGCAGUUCCCGGACCAGAUGCGCACGCUCGCCAACGCCGCCUUCUACUGCGCGCAGGGCGUCAGCAGCUACCUGGCCACGCUCGUGGUCAGCGUCGUGAACGCGGCGACGAGGCGGCGCGGCGGGCCCGCUGGCUGGGUCACCGACGACAUCAACGCCGGGAGGAUCGACUACUUCUGCUACGCCAUGGCCGUGCUCACCGCGGCCAACUUCGUCUACUUCCUCCUCGUGUGCGCGCACUUCUACCGGUACGAGGGAGAGCAGGCUGCCGACGCCCCUGCCGCUGCCGGACCUGAGCCUGCACGAGACGGUGGUAGCACAAGCGACAGCGACGCCGCGCUCCUCAAAACUUAG